ACACACACACAAUCUAUUUUGUUGUUAUGAUGUUAUGAAAAAAUCUGUAUCUUCGUUUAAAUCCCAUUUGAAAACCCACUUCUAUUGAAUGGCUUUCUAAUAAAUAUACAGCGUUGUAACAUGUGUUUUAUUUGUCAAUUUUUCUCUUUGUUGUUUUAUAUUUGUUUGUUCUAAAGCACUCUGUAACCAUUGAUUUUGUGAUCAGUGCUAAAAACAAACAAUCUUCAUUAUUAUGUUAUUGAUAUGAAUCUGUAAAAGGAAUAUAGUUUACAUUGGAUGACAUCAUCACAAGAUCUCAAAAAUGUAUUGUAUCAAUUAAAACUGUCUUUACUUUGACUUAUACACAGAAUUGGACAUUAUCAUCCAUCUCACAUGUAUUCAGUAGGUUGUGAGUGAAAGAGAAUCCGUGAGUUUAUUGCUAUGUCAAGUGGUAAAUCCAAAAGUUAGUUGAGAGUCUUCAUGAGCCCAUUUUGUUUGUUUUUUUUAAUCUCACCAGCACAAUAUUUCUUAAUCCAGUAAUGUAUUAUGCUCUCAUGUUUUUUUUACACCUGCAAAUUAACACAGACUAACUAUUUAAGUAAUUUUAAUUAUCUUUCAACAUGUUGCCUGGUCAUCAUUUACUUGAGCUUCAGACGUAAGAACUUAGGAUAGCCUUGUGAUGGUGUGUUUGAACGCAAGCAAGCAGAACUUUCUUUAUAUAUUCCAGAGGAGAUACAAUGUGCUUGUUCUACCUGAACUCUGGGUUUCCGUGGUUCUCAGCCCCUGAAUGUCUCUACCUUGAAUACGCAGUUAGAAGGCCAGUUCAUGUGAAUCCCACCGGCUGCUGUCCAUGGUGCUGAAUCCCCCUCCUCAUGUUAGAUUGGUAUCUGCCGGGUCGAGUCGGGACUUAACUUGUUGCACACAGGUGUGAUGAGACUGAACAUUGAUGCUUACAGCUUACUAUGUGUCUUACGCAUGAAUCAUAUUACACACAGCCUUUUACUGGCGACUGGUUUGCGCAUGCGAAGAGACAAGCUGAGGCCACUUGCUUUAACAUAUGACCGUGUGGAGAGCAUCGAUCGCUCUCAAUGCGCACAGCGGGAUAUGCGCGUUUUUACAUAAACAUUAAAUUCAAACCUGGCAACAAAGAUUUCCACGUUAUAUUUUCCUACACGCCUCUCCUGCUACUACGUUUCACGCAACAGGCUGCAAGACCAAUGUGGAGUCUACGCUGAAGAACAGUACCACCACCUGUAACUGUGCCUCUGCUCCCGACUUUUCAUGCCGACACCGAGGAUGAAGAAGCAAAACGUCCGGACUCUGUCGCUCAUCCUCUGCAUGUUUUCUUACUUGCUGGUCGGCGCCGCGGUGUUUGACGCGCUGGAGUCCGAGUCGGAGAGCUCCCGCAGACGCAUCCUGGAGCAGAAGCGCAACGAGAUGAAGAAGAAGUACCGCUUCUCCGAGGACGACUACCGCGAAAUCGAGCGAGUAGUGCUGCAAGCUGAGCCCCAUCGCGCCGGGAGACAGUGGAAAUUUGCUGGUUCUUUUUACUUUGCCAUAACAGUCAUCACCACCAUUGGUUAUGGACAUGCAGCACCAGGCACAGAUGCAGGAAAAGUCUUCUGCAUGUUCUACGCUGUACUGGGCAUUCCUCUGACUUUGGUCAUGUUCCAGAGUCUGGGAGAGAGGAUGAACACAUUUGUCCGCUAUCUCCUACAUAAGGCGAAGCAGUGCCUGGGCUUUCACUGCACUGAGGUGUCCAUGGAGAACAUGGUCCUAGUGGGUUUCCUGUCCUGUAUCGGAACACUGUGUGUGGGGGCUGCAGCUUUUUCCCACUUUGAAGGAUGGAGCUUCUUCCAUGCUUACUACUACUCCUUCAUCACACUAACUACCAUCGGCUUUGGAGACUUUGUGGCCCUGCAGAAAAAGGAGGACCUCCAGGAGAAAACCCCCUAUGUGGCUUUCAGCUUCAUGUACAUCCUGGUGGGGCUGACUGUUAUUGGGGCCUUCCUUAACUUGGUGGUGCUUCGUUUCCUCACCAUGAAUACUGAGGAUGAGAGGAGAGAUGCUCAAGAGAGGGCGUCACUGAAGAGGGACAGAGGCCUUUUGGAUGGGGCUGUGGGUGUCCACGUUGAACAAAGCAGAGACGGCCACAGGGGGAGGAAGAGGAGCAACUUGGUGCACAGUCGCAGCCACAGUACCCUCUUCCUUCCAAUGGAGGAGGGAACCAGCCGCACUAACCUCAUUGCUUCUCCAGUGGAGGACCAGGAGAGACGAAAAAGCCCCUGCAGACACAGGCUGCAUUUUCAGAUCAAGGCAGGCAGACACGGGCCAGAGUCGAGCCUCAGCUCUCUCUGCUCCUGUGUGUGCUACCGGCUGGGCAUUUGUGAUAGUCCUCUUAUGUCCCACAGUGAACACCACGGCUGCCAUAUCAAUUCUGUUUACUACAACUCAGUCUCCUAUAGCAUCCAGGGCUGCUCGCCAGGUUCCAUUGACAACACUGGACUUUCUUCCCCAGGGAGCACACUCUCACCUGGGCAUAGCUUCCGAGAGUUCCCCCGUUCAAGGAGAAAGUCAGUUUAAAGAGCACUUUAGUGAGAGUGAGUGUUUGCACAGACUGUAAACAAUAUUUUCAUUGAUACUGUAUUUUGUGUCACACCUUUUUUGUGCAUGUCAGAAGACACUGAUUCUGUUAAACAAAUACACCGUCUCUUGUGGCUAUUGAAAACGAUUUUAUUUGUAAAACAAGGAUGAGAUUUUUUUUUCCUCUUUUACCGCCAUGACAUCAUUUAUGUUUGUGAUUCUGCAGUUUUCCUCGCAUGUAAGCCUAAGUGCAGUGCAUGCUAAAGAGAAUGUGUAGCACACAAUGUGAAUGCAUGAGUGCUAUGUAAAGAUGUAAAAGGUUGGGCUUUUAAUCUACAGUUUUAACAGAAGUAUUUUUUAAUAGUACUUUAUUUAUGAGUGUAUAACUGUUCAGUGAAGGUAUGUGAAUGAUCCUUGGUGGACUUUGCUCCUGCUUUAGACAAAACCCUAAAUUUUUCAUGCCAUAGCUAGAAGAUGUCAUUAUACUUUUAUAUUUUAAAAAAAGCCUUAAAGAACUUUGACCAAGCACAUGAGGUAUGUGGCUUCUUAGCUCAGUGAGUUUAAUAAAUCCUUUUAGUACUUAUAAUUGGGGGUCAGAAUAACCUUUUGUGCAUUGUUCAGCACUAAUGCACUCUAAUAUCAAGAGAUUAUGCUUGUUAAAACUGAUUGACAUUAAAUGGAUGUAGCACGCAACAGAUAUGUAGCAGGUUAACUUCCCACAAUCCUGGUCAUUUUCCAGUCAGGGAGGUGUUGCUUCCUUGUAGACUUGGUUUGU
This is a messenger RNA of Thunnus maccoyii (southern bluefin tuna), 3337 nucleotides long. RefSeq names its product potassium channel subfamily K member 15-like. The coding region runs from base 1261 to 2562 and encodes 433 amino acids. NCBI's taxonomy places the organism in Eukaryota, Metazoa, Chordata, Actinopteri, Scombriformes, Scombridae. Gene Ontology annotation, molecular function: potassium ion leak channel activity. The transcript is spliced from 2 exons. Gene Ontology annotation, cellular component: membrane. Gene Ontology annotation, biological process: potassium ion transmembrane transport; stabilization of membrane potential. The record is from RefSeq and is a predicted model, not a curated record.